GAGCCUUUGGCCUGGAACGCUAUACUGUGUUGAUCUACGUGCCAAUACUAGUCAACCAAAGCGCGUUAUCCUGCGACUCAAUUUCAGCGACUUCGAUGGCUCUGGACAGAAAUGACAAGAUCACCCGGAACCGUGAAGACAUAUCUUCGUUGGGUAGGAUACUCCGACGAAAUCGAGGGACAGCGACAUUUCAUCCAUGCCGAGCCUUUUCAGCAAUCAGAGCUACAGCCGAAAAGGUUAUAUGUCUUCAUCGACAUCGACUACAAGUCAUUCGUGAAUCUAAACAUUAGCCUGGCUCAGCACGAGAUUUAUGCGAUAAAGCGCAAUGACGACGGUCAACUAUCACUCCAAGAAAUCAUGACAAGCGGAUUUUCUGUCAGGACGUUUACCGCCGGGUCGGCUGAAGCAAAUGGAUGUAUGUCCUCACAGACUUUGAUCAUGCUUUGUCUAUUGGAACAGCCCUUGAGGUCGGAUUCGAAUCGUACGUACGGGCAUACCACAUGGCAGAAUUCUGCGAAGGGAUACAUACCGGGGUAUACGGUUCAGCGGGUGCCAUCACGGAGUAGUUUGCACUUGGCUCAAUACUUUGGCUCCUACUAACAGGAAAGGAACUUUACGGCGAUAUCGAUACUGUUGCGCACUUGUUGGGGAGUCUCCUCGAAUUAGUGGAAAUUGAUGGUCACGAGAAGCGAGCUGAAUCAGAGGACGUGUCUCUGUCAACAUUACUCGAGGCUCAGGACGCUGAAAGAAGAUGGGAGUCCGAGCUAUUCUAUAACAGUCUGUGAGACUAGA
This is a messenger RNA of Aureobasidium subglaciale EXF-2481, 792 nucleotides long. RefSeq lists its product as uncharacterized. The transcript is spliced from 2 exons. Lineage: Eukaryota; Fungi; Ascomycota; Dothideomycetes; Dothideales; Saccotheciaceae. Bases 112 to 600 code for a protein of 162 amino acids. The record is from RefSeq and is a predicted model, not a curated record.